AUGUCCCUGUGCGUGGCGCUUUGCCUAUCCCUUUUGCUGCUGGGAGCGGCGGUGCCGGGAAGUGGCAAGGAGCUGGCGCCGCUGAGGGAGGUGUUUCCGUCGCACGGAAAGACCUUUGUCGAUCUCAGGGUUCGCGCGGCGCAGGUGUCCGUCCCGCUGCGUGGCUACGGCGAAGGGGCGGUGUUCGUUUACGCUGGGCGUCUGUACUUUUACGAUGCCGCGGCCUCCCUUCCAGGCCCUGCGGUCCACGUCAAGCCUGGGGGGAAGCUGGUCAUGCGUAUGUUCAACGAUCUAGGCAAGCAGACGUAUGCGCACGGUGAGGAUCAGUUGUACAAGUUCCACGAGGUGAAUACCACAAACGUCCAUUUUCACGGUGUGCACGGCGACCCAAACGUUGACGACGUCUUCAAGACUGCCGCUCCCGGGGGGGUUAUGAAGUAUGAAUUGAGCAUACCGAAGCAACACCUUCCUGGGUUGCACUGGUACCACACGCACGCCCACGGCUCUGCCUACCCGCUACUAAUGGGAGGGCUGUUUGGACCGUUUAUCAUUGACGCAACGACCGAGGACCCGCUGGCCUCGCUGCACUCAGUCGUCUUAAUGCUGCAUUUGUAUCGGUUGGGCAACUCGACGCUCUGUGAUGGAAUGACCAUGAAGGAGGUGGACACCGCCAUUGGUACAAACAUGUCAUCGAGACCCCGCAUUGUGAGCAAAAGUGGGAAGGAACUGCCGCUGCCUUCGGACUUGUUUCUCGUCAAUGGGCAACACAAGCCGACGAUAAAGGUAAAACGCGACGAGCCCACGCUUCUUCGCUUAGCUUUUGCAGCUGGGUCGUGCCAUCUGAACAUUAGUUUUCCAAAAGAGUGCCGUAUCCACAUUGCGGCCAUCGAUGGCGUACCCCUCAAAUGUACGCGCGAGGUGAAGGGGAAUUGGCUGUACUUCACAACUGCCACCCGUUACGAUGUCGUGACAAUAUGUGGAAAGAAUGGAAAAGGGGACCUUCCCGUCAUGAUAGGGAAGUUAGAGGAACCCAUAUUCUAUAUCGGUCUCGAUCCGAUUUCACUGAAGCGAGAACGGCAUCAACGCCAGCGUCAUCGUCCCGACAGGCUGAUGUUUCCUCUCUGUUUUAGAUCUAGGGAAAUAGAUUACUUGACUGCGAACAAACCAACAGUUUGGCGGGAUAUUUCCUUUUCGCAGUCAUGGAUUCCGGCCCCAAGACCCUACUACGGCAUUGGGUACGGCACGGACUGCUCGCCGAGUGCCAAUUCAACGACCUGCUUUCGUGAACAUUUUUCAGGCAGAAAGGGAGAGCUACGUGAGAAUUACCACGGAUUUGCCGUGCCCCUUGGUGCGACGGUUGAGGCCCGCGUGUUUGGGGAUCCCACAGACGUGGUGCCACAUCCACUGCACUUGCACGUGAACCAUUUCGUCUUUGUGAGUUUCACUCCUCGCAAAGGAGGACUGCACGAGAAUUUUUCAAUUGCUGACUUUGGGGUUCUCCCUGGGGAUGUACGUGACACAAUUCCCAUCUUUGAUGGUGAAACAAUUAUCCGUUGGCGUGCCGCAACUUUCACGGGUGAGGUGGUGUACCAUUGCCACACCCUAACCCACGAGGACCGGGGAAUGAUGACUUCCUACCUCGUCUACGCCGACACGGGCGGAAAAUCUACUGUAGAGCCUGACGUUGCCGCAGAUGAAAGCGUGGCGAAAAAAGACACAGACCGGCGUUUUUUCCUCGUGCUCGCCAUUGUGUUUCUCACUUGUUCCCUGCUGUGUGCUCUCUGUACGUGGCUGCGCGCCAAUCCACCGCGACCUGAUAAGUUGGCGUGCAAGUACAAGGAACUGCUUCGAUCUCCGCCGUACCAAUUUGGCGAGGGGGAUCAGAGAGAACGUCAGCCCCUGAGGGCGAGUGGCUCGCCGUGA
Molecule: messenger RNA, 1923 nt
Organism: Trypanosoma conorhini
Lineage: Eukaryota; Euglenozoa; Kinetoplastea; Trypanosomatida; Trypanosomatidae
Exons: 1
Coding region: 1-1923 (640 amino acids)
Molecular function (GO): copper ion binding; oxidoreductase activity
Source: RefSeq, a predicted model, not a curated record